UAAAUAGAACUCUUGCCAUUCCCUACACAGCCCAAGCACGUGCACGGUGCACCAUACUACCCUAGAUUUUCUUUGCCGGAAAAGAAUAACAAUGGGAAACGCCGAGCGUGAGGACGCGUACGCGCCGCCGGUGAGCGUGGAGAGCGUCCACCGAGUGGCGGUGCCGCCGCCGCAGCCAUUCGUCAAGUCAUUCGCGAACACGUUGAAGGAGACAUUGAUGCCGGAUGACCCUCUCCGGCAAUUCAAGAACCAGUCGCCUCGCCGGAAGUUGGUUCUCGGGCUUCAAUAUGUUUUCCCUAUUCUAGAAUGGGGUAGUAAGUAUAGCUUGGCGUACUUCAAGUCCGACCUCAUCGCCGGAAUCACCAUAGCUAGCCUCGCCAUUCCUCAGGGCAUCAGCUACGCUAAGCUCGCCAACCUGCCGCCCAUUCUUGGCCUGUAUUCAAGCUUUAUUCCGCCGCUGAUUUACGCAGUAAUGGGGAGUUCGAGGGACUUAGCGGUGGGGACGGUGGCGGUGGCGUCGCUGCUGACGGCGUCAAUGCUAGGGAGCGAGGUGAACGCGGCGGAGAACCCAACGCUGUACCUCCACUUGGCCUUCACGGCCACCUUCUUCGCCGGGCUCUUCGAGACCGCCCUCGGCGUUUUCCGGCUGGGAUUCAUCGUGGAUUUUCUGUCCCAUGCAACCAUCGUGGGUUUCAUGGCCGGAGCCGCCACCGUCGUCAUUCUUCAGCAGCUGAAAGGCAUACUCGGACUCGACCGUUUCACGCACGCCACCGACGUCGUCUCCGUCAUGAAAUCUGUCUUCUCACAAACUCAUCAGUGGCGAUGGGAAAGUGCAGUUCUUGGAAUUGCUUUUCUUUUCUUCCUUAUGCUUGCUAGAUUCCUGAGCCAAAGGAGAAAGAAUCUAUUCUGGAUAUCAGCAAUGGCUCCAUUGACGACCGUCAUACUGGGAACUCUUCUUGUUUACUUCACCCAUGCUGAAAAACAUGGCGUUCAAGUGAUAGGCGAGCUGAAGAAAGGGCUAAAUCCCCCGUCGAUAAUGGAUCUGAAUUUUGGGUCAGCGUAUCUGACACUGGCUAUAAAAACUGGCAUAGUCACGGGCGUUCUCGCGCUUGCUGAAGGGAUAGCUGUGGGCAGGAGUUUUGCAAUGUUCAAGAAUUACAACAUUGAUGGCAACAAAGAAAUGAUCGCUUUCGGAAUGAUGAACAUCGUCGGCUCUUGCACUUCCUGCUACCUCACCACCGGGCCGUUUUCGCGAUCGGCGGUGAAUUUCAAUGCGGGAUGCAAGACGGCGGUGUCGAACAUCGUGAUGGCGUUUGCGGUGAUGGUGACGUUGUUGGUGUUGACGCCAUUGUUCUACUACACUCCAACUGUGGUUCUGUCGGCGAUCAUUAUCGCCGCCAUGCUUGGCCUCAUUGACUACAACGCCGCCAUUCACCUCUGGCACGUUGAUAAGUUCGACUUCUUUGUCUGCAUCAGUGCUUACAUUGGUGUGGUCUUUGGCAGCGUCACUGUUGGCCUAGUCACUGCUGUUGGAUUGUCAUUGUUGAGGGUGCUACUUUUUGUUGCAAGGCCAAGGACUUUAGUUCUGGGUAACCUCCCUGAUACCAAGAUUUACAGAAAUGUGGAACAGUAUCCCAAAACUGACAGUGUUCCAGGCAUUCUCAUACUUGACAUUGGUGCCCCAAUUUACUUUGCCAAUGCAAGCUACUUGAGAGAAAGGAUUUUAAGAUGGAUAGACGACGAAGAAGACAAACUGAAAGACUCGGGAGAGACUAGCCUGCAGUAUCUGAUUCUUGACAUGGGAGCUGUUGGAAACAUUGAUACAAGCGGAAUCAGCAUGCUUGAAGAGCUUAAGAAAAAUGCAGACAGAAGAGACCUCAAGUUUGUAUUGGUUAAUCCGGGAGCAGAGGUGAUGAAGAAGAUGAGCAAGUCAAAAUUAAUAGAGACAAUCGGGCAAGAUUGGAUUUUCCUAACAGUGGGGGAGGCUGUUGGUGCAUGCAAGUAUAUGCUUCACUCAUACAAACCGAAAUCAGACAUAGAUUCAGUUUGAUGAAGCAACAGCGCUUGAGUGACCAAUUUCCGGGUUUGCAAUGUCACACAAGAGAAUAUAUAUGUAUGCAUGUAUGUAUGUAUGUAUUUGGCCAAAUAUCUAAAUCAAUUGGAUGUAUGCACCAUGGUGCAAACCAUAGGUUCAUCUAGAGCCUUACUUGGAUAUGGAAGGGUUCUUUAACCAUCCAAAAUAAUGUAAUCGAAUAUAUUUAUAGUGUAUAUCAAUAGCCUUCUAAACUUUUGCAAGAAAA
Molecule: messenger RNA, 2300 nt
Organism: Ipomoea triloba (trilobed morning glory)
Lineage: Eukaryota; Viridiplantae; Streptophyta; Magnoliopsida; Solanales; Convolvulaceae
Product: sulfate transporter 3.1
Exons: 11
Coding region: 92-2050 (652 amino acids)
Biological process (GO): transmembrane transport
Cellular component (GO): membrane
Molecular function (GO): secondary active sulfate transmembrane transporter activity
Source: RefSeq, a predicted model, not a curated record